GUGACUCGUGCUCCUGUUGCGCGCACUGACUGCGGGAGGAAGAUCAGAUGAAGAUCAGUUUAACAGGCGCUCUGACAUCUUUCACUGAGCUUAUCAUGAUAUCCCGGGACGAAAUACUCAAACCCAUCUGGUACGCCUUCACUGCUCUGGAUGUAGACCGGAACGGGAAAGUAUCCAAAUCCCAGUUAAAGGUGCUGUCUCACAACCUGUGCACCAUCCUGAGAAUCCCUCAUAACACUUCAGCCCUGGAGGAGCACUUUAAAGAUGAUGAUGAAGGACCAGUGUCAACACAAGGAUACAUGCCCUUCCUGAACAUGUGCAUACUUGAUAAGAUCCAAGCCAACUUUGACUUCAACGAGCUGAAUAAAAUGUGCUGGACUUUAUCUGCACCAAAGCACAUCAGUUGCAAACAUCUGCUCAUCUCUGGGGUUGAUGGAUUUAAGGUCUGGUGCAUCUUCAACUAUCUGUCUGAAGAUAAAUAUCCACUGCAAAUUGUCAUAGAGGAGCUCGAGUAUUUCCUGCACAAGCUGUUUGCCGCAAUGAGUUGCAGUUGGAACGAGUACAGGUUUGAAGAAUACAAAAUGCGGCUCAGUGCAAAGAAAAAACAUCUGAAUGCUUGGGAACUGAUUGAGCUUAUUGGCAUGGGCCAUUUCACCAAGGGCAUAAACCCUCAGACUCUCUCCAUGGGCAUCAAUGAGGUCUUUCAGGAGCUUGUGAUGGAUGUUAUUAAGCAGGGCUAUAUGAUGAAAAAAGGCCAUAAGAGGAAGAACUGGACAGAUCGGUGGUUUGAGCUCCAUCUCAAUUCUAUGUCCUAUUAUGUGAGUGAAGACCUCGUAGAGCAGAAGGGAUGCAUUUCGCUUGAUCGCAACUGCUGUGUUGAGUCCUUACCAGACAAGGAUGGAAAGAAAAACCUCUUCGUUAUAAAAUGUGCUGAGAAAAGUUUUGAGAUCAGUGCAUCGGAUAAAAAGACAAAACAAGAGUGGAUUUAUGCCAUCCAGGACUGCAUCGUCCGCAUAAGGCAGGGCCUUUCCUCCCCAAACCGAGAAUCCAGACAGAAACGCAGGGAGCUGAGAAAGAGAGUGAAAGCUGAAAAGGAGGCCAUGGAGAACAGAAUGAGACAGCUGCAGUUGGCCAACGAUAUUAAGCAGGCCCAGCUGGAGGCCGUGACCAAGAAACUGCAGGACACAUCAGUCAGAGGUGAUUUGGAGGAACAGAGAAGACUUCAGACCCAAAUAGAGCUACUGGACCAAUACAGACGAGACCUGGAGCAAGAGAAAAUGGCUCGAAUGCAGAUGGAAGAGCAGGUGGCUGAAAAGGCCAGUGAAGUGGAGCAGUACUGGCAGCGUAUGCAGGAACUGGAAGAAAUGUACCGUCAACUGAAAAAGGCACUAGACGACGAGAGACAGGCAAAAGAGGAUGAAGAAGCCCUGCGCAAACUGCAGGCAAGACUGCUACAACAGGAGGAACACAAGAGGCUUGAAUUAGAGCAGAUUCACCUGCAGCAGCAAGAACUCUUAACCCAGUCCCAGAAGGAAAAACAAGAGCUGGAAAGGGAGCGGGCCGAGAAGGAACGAGCCCUGCAGGCUGCACAGGAGCAGCUGGAGCUUCUCAGAAGACAGAGAGAAGGGGCGCAAGAGGAAUACAAGGUUGUUACAACGAAACUGGAACGGGCAGCUCACAAAACAAAGAAUUGGACGCACAAAGUCUCUAAUCAUGAGGGCCUACUUCAAAUCAUUCAACCAGGCAACAAGGGUCCCACUAGAAUGACCAACUGGGGACAAGCAGCGUUCACUGACACAGAGCUGAAAGAGAUGGAGAGGAUCUGGCAGGAGAACAAGAAUAGGUCACAUGAUGAACAAUAACAUCUAAAACGUCCAUUUCUUUUAUUCGCGUAUAUUUAUUUUGUAUUUGCGUGGUAGUUGUCAUCUUGACUACAUCAUGUACUCUUUUAAUUAAU
Molecule: messenger RNA, 1957 nt
Organism: Carassius carassius (crucian carp)
Lineage: Eukaryota; Metazoa; Chordata; Actinopteri; Cypriniformes; Cyprinidae
Product: switch-associated protein 70-like
Exons: 12
Coding region: 48-1862 (604 amino acids)
Cellular component (GO): nucleus; cytoplasm
Source: RefSeq, a predicted model, not a curated record